Paramecium sonneborni is the source of this 413-nucleotide messenger RNA. The record is from the annotation of a GenBank genome assembly. NCBI's taxonomy places the organism in Eukaryota, Ciliophora, Oligohymenophorea, Peniculida, Parameciidae.
CUUCACACUUUCCAUCAAUUUAUUAGUAAAUACUAUGCUAUCCAAUUAGAUAUUCCUUAUUUAUUAAUUCAAAUCAUACCCAUGUACAAUACCUAAGCUGUGUAAAUAUUGCAAUCCUGCCAUAAUUUGACAGAACACAUCUAUCAUUGUGUAUUAUUGUAAUUAACUAAAUUUAUCCAACUAAGAGAGCAGAUUUCCACCAUCACAAAAUUCUUAAAUCAAGUACAAACGAUUAUCAUUAUAAUAGUAGGAUAAUGUGCCAAUCAAGUUCAAAUGUUUCUUUUGAUAUAAAAAUAGGUAUUACAAUUUGCAUCAAUUAAUUUAUAAUCCUCUCUAGUUCUUGCCUCUCAGUAGUAGUCAGAGUUUAACAAUUAAAAACCUUUACUAUUCUAGAGGCAUUAUUACUCUUAGAC